This is a messenger RNA of Amoebophrya sp. A120, 7654 nucleotides long. The record is from the annotation of a GenBank genome assembly. NCBI's taxonomy places the organism in Eukaryota, Dinophyceae, Syndiniales, Amoebophryaceae.
ACCGCUGGACGCGUGCGUGUUUUUUUCGUUCGUGAACGCAAAGACGAUCCGUUUCUUUCGUUGGUUGUGUAACCACUUCGCAAAUUUUUUGUUUCCCCUUGCCACAGUGAUCAGGAUACGCUUGCGUUGAGCUCUGCUGAAUCAGGCACAUAGACGACCGUGGUGCUGAAAAACAAGUAGAGCUACCUACUGAAUAAAAAGAGCCCUAGAUUUAUCAACCCCCUUGUAGACCUAGACCCGUCAUUGGUUAGGAUCAUUUGUUCUUUCGUAGCACCAUCAAUUUUACCGAUUUUGAAUGACUGAUCCGCAUUUUAGGUCGAUGCUAUUUUUUCUUUGCUUAUAUGUCGAGCACGAAUGAACGCUAGAAUGAUCCUGAUCACAGGCAAGAAAUGUUGCAGCUGCAUGCCACCGAUCAUCUGCGAGAUUUUGUUUAUUACGAUGAAAAUUCAUGCAAGGCAACGGCACGAGCACGACCAAAGUGCGCGAUAUGAAAGUAGCGUACUUCUUCUAGCUAUGUAAGAAGUACUUCCUUGUCAUCAAAUCCAUCCCAGAAAAUUUAUUAUGCAUGCUCGGCAUAAUUAGCUCGUUCAAUCGAGGAAAACCUUUGCCGAAAUAAAUGAAAUCAAUGGCACUACAAACGACAAUUGCCAGGUAUAAAUAGAGAAUAAGACGAACGCUAGAAAUCCUUCUGCGCCAAACGCCAGACAAGAGUCGGUUUUUUUUGUACUAGUUGCUUCCGUUUUGCUACUUCGUUUUCCGCGGCCGCUUCGGUGGUAGUGAAAAUGUCGUGGUGAGACGUCGGGUCGAUGUUAUUGAGUGCAUAGCUUUCACUAGUACGACUUUGGAGCAAGGAAGCGCUGCACCUGAGUGUUUUUCUUCUCUCUGUGGUAUUGGUGUAAGCCUUUACACCUCAACGCUGUCUGGUUCAACUUGCAUGCAGACAGCGCAGCACUGACUCGAUGUGGAUGCUACUACUUCCAGUGCGGUUCACUAGGAUAGAAACAAAGGCUUUGUAUGGGACGAGCAAAUGCUGAGUGUUCAGUGGAAAACUUCGACGCAUGUACUUAUCGCACUUCGACUGAAAAACAGGCACACAGGUGAAUUUGUGAGAAGAUUGUACAGGAACUCGAAUUACUAUGUAUAGCACCACCAAAAACGCAGAAUAGGUAUGUAGAAAUACGCAGCACUACUCCUCGUUUGUAUGUGUAAGAACAAAGAUGUUGACCCACGUCGCACUAUGUAUGCAAUCGAAACGCUCUCGAGCAAAUUUUGUAUCUCGGGGGAAAAGAAUAAGAAGACAUUUUUUUCUCAUACGUGAUCUUAGCACCUGCAGUUUUUUCCUCAGCAAAAAAUGGAAUUUCCAACAAAAAAACUGUAGCCCACGAUUUGAUUUUUGUUAGAGAUGCUAAGUGUCCGGGAGCCCAUUCAGUAAAAAGUAGUUUCUUACUCUUUUGUAUCAAAGGCUCGGAGGAAGAAGAAGGUCUAUGCAUACCAGACCGUCUUGAAGCGCGCAUGGAAGCACAGUGACGGCUGCAAGCGACUCUUUUCAACACUGGCCGUGUGUGCUUCUGCAGCAGCGCAACCCACUUUAUGAUUUUUUUUGGUUUAAGUAUUUAUUUUUAUCCGAUUGUUGUAUCCACCUACCGAUUCCGAUCGCAAUCCCUAACGACCUUUGCUGCGGUUUCGUGUCGCUAUCUGGCGUUGUGAGUGCGGGCCUGCUUCGAAACAUUCUCAUUUCCUGCUGGUGGGUCACAGCUGGCGACGAGCAUACGCACCCGAACGGUUCCCACCUUUGGAAUUGCUACGCUGAAGUCGAGCGCGAUCCUGGACAGUUUUAUCGAGCGUCGUUGCGAUUUACCUACGUCGACGACGGUGGCUUCUAGGACGUCGAGUACGGAUUCCGUCCGGGAUUACGAUUAUCACUAUAAUUGCUCGACGGAACUACAAGCUACAACUACAAGUCCUCAUAUCGUUUUUUUGCACGACACACCGAACGCAAGCGAACGUAGUAAGUCGUCGAUAUGAAAAAAGUUGCGGUAGAGUGACUGAUGGUUUGCAAGUUUUACUGGUGUCGUCACUCUGCACGACAUCGCACCGAAGGAAAAUACGUCUGAUUGCUCGCAGAAUGGAAAAAAAUCGGUCUUUUCGUGUGGAACGUACACGUGAGAUAUCAUCUGACGCUAAGGCAAUUCGUAUAGCACCAGCUCGUAGCAACGGAAACUAGCAUCUUUCAUGAAAGCGUGACUUGAUUACAACUACAUUUCUAUUUCCAAUCCCUAUCUCACACAGUGAUCACUACAGUUGCGUCGAGACCACAGACCUUCUGUAGUACCUCGACGCUUCGAAGACUAUGUAUACACCCGCACCACACCACUUUAAUAUUGCUUUGAGAUGCAGCUGUGUAUGAAAAUGAAGACUCUAGAAGGAACGCACGUCGUCGUGAGGCCUGAUAAAUCUCCAGAUCGCAGUGAAUGGAAGUUUUAGACGCUCUUGGUAGAUCAUAUGCUUCUAAUUCGUCGUUGUAAAUCUAAAAAUGUUUCGUUGUCGAAAGCGCUACACCUACGCAUUGCUGUGGACCACAAUCAUCGCUAAUACCUCCUUUCACUAAUCCUAAGCGCAGUUGACAGUCAUUGUAUUCUAUUUACGGGACGAAUCGGACCCCUCAGCAGAAAAAACGAAACAAAAUGGACCGCGGGAUGAAAGAGAUUGUGCCGAUUGCGGCCUUUUUCCAAAUUUCAUUUUCAUUUUUGAAACAUCAAGAAAUUUUUUCCACUUAAGCUAGACACGACGACCUUUUUAGGAGCAUCAAGUCUUUAACCUCACGACCCACACAACUUGUGGGAAGAGUUGUAGCCGAUUUCUCAGCUACCUCUCUGAAGACAAGCAGACGAUACUUCUUCAAGUUCUACCACCAGCACACAAAGGACUUUAACAAGAACGACUGAAACAACACGACCCUGGCGGCAACAUCUUUCUCGGUGAACAACUACUUCGCGGCCCAGAAAAACUAGGUCUUUCUGAAGUCCCUUGUCUCGUCCGCGCAAAGCUACUUAAAACAGCGAGGAUGUGGGGCGCGCAGACGAUGAACGCGAUGAACCCGAACAUGGGGGUGUACAGCACCACGACCAUGUACCAACAGCAGCUCCCCGGCGUGCAGAUGCAGAUGCAGGUCCCGCCACAGCAGAUGCAGUACCAGCAGCAGCAGCAGCUUCACCAACAUCAGCAACAAAUGCUCGCGCACAUGCACCCCAGCAUGUCCAGCACCAGCACUUUCCCCCCGAACAGCAGCAGUACCACGACGACCACAGGAGCGAACCAGCAGCAAAAUCAGCAGCAGACCAUGGCGGCAACAUCUUCUACAAACUCCAAUUCCAAGUUUAGCACGGUGUCCAAAAGUAAUUCACACAAAAGUGGGCCAAAGAAAGAGAUGGACAGCUUACUCGAAGAGAUGAAAAAGCGCCGCGAGGUCGACGACGAGCGCAAACAGAUUAAAAAGGAAAUACAGCAGGCGUCCAGUCCGGAAGAGAGAGAAAGACUGCAGAAAGAAUUGCAGGACCGAGACAUGCUCUUCUCCGCCCUGGAGUCACAGAAAAGCCGCGGUGGGGGUGGACCCGUUGCUCCGGGUGGUCUGGGUCGGGGCGUGAACUUUGACCCACCAAAUCCCGACCUGCUGCAGCCAACGACAAAUCUGUUUCUGCAGUCCCUCCCCGGCGGUGCGACGGAAGAACAGGUCUGUGCGCAAUUCAAGCGCUUCGGGAAAAUAGCGUCCGUCAAGGUAUAAUAACUCUGAUAUUUAAGAGCUCCUUGCAGUAUUUUUUUCUGCACUUUUAGGAGGCUAUAGGCAAGCGCAAUCGAUCGCAAAAGGGGCAUCGAUAUGAGACUCUAUAUACUGUGUCGUGAAAGCUGCCGGCACUACUUCCAUUCAUCGUGCCUGCUGUAAUCAAAAUCAUAACCAAUUCCCGUUACGACAAUCAAUUCCUCUCCCCCAAACAAGGUCAUGUACCCACGGCAUGUGGUAGAUACGUCGCGAACCACACUAUCCGGCUUUGUUGCCUUCUGCACGCGUGAGGAAGCGGAAAACGCCCAGCGCGAGAUGGAUGGCACGAUGUGGGAGGGCGUCACCUUGCGGAUUGGCUGGGGGAAAGCCAUCCCCCGAGCCCAGGUCGAACAACUGCUGCGCCAGGAGGACGCACUCCCACAGGCCGUGCAGGACCGACUGGAGCGCAUCACAGUGUGCAUCCCAAGGGACCGACGUGUCAAAUCCCGGAUAGAUCGCUUGUCGCGAAUGGUCGCGACCGAGGGCCACUGGUUCGAGCAGGCCGUGAUGGAAAAGGUGCUGCCAGAAAGACAGGAAUUCCAGACAAAAAGGCAGCAGGAGUGGCUCGCAGAAAACCCCGGCAUUACGUCGCAGCAACCGCCAGCAUUUCCGCACGAGUACUUCAGUUCUUUCGCUUUUUGAUGUAAGUACUGCUACCAACUUAGGAGGCUUCCAGAAGAAGUUUAAGUCAGUAUAGUUGUGGGGAAGAAACAUGUUUCAACUCAUCUUCUAUCGAUCGUGCUUCGUGACCCUGGCGGAGGAAAUCAGAUCGUGAUCAGUGUCGUGUACGCUGUCGCUUGAACAUCGGCCGCACAGAUCCUCGGUAGGUCGAAGAUUCGGUUCUGCCUAAGUUCGGUGUUUCUGGCGACACGUUGAUCGAUGGAUGACUGGAUUUUCUCUAUUCAGUUUGUUUUUCAUGUCAGUUUUAUCAGGUCGUGACUUUUGUCAUGUCACUUUAGUUACAUUCGAAUUCGAUUGCCACACCCACAUUUUCCAAUCAAAAAACUCAAAAAAGUUUCGAAUUUCUCUUCGACCAUGAUUCGGAGAUUAAUCGUUACUACCGGUGGCGUGUCUAUUCCCUGUCCCAGGGGGAUACGGUCCGCGAAUGGCGAACGGAGGCGUUUCAGAUCUACGUAGGCGGGCGACUCUGGACCCCACCGCCCUGUGAGUGGGUGGAGAAGAGGCGAAAAAAAGAAGAGCAGCGCGCGCUUGAGCGAGCAAAAGACGAGCAAGAGGAACGAGUAAAAAAUGCAGGAAUUUGUUGGAUUCGCUUUUUUUUUUUUGUUUGCUCUUGAUUGUCCGCUCGUAAUUUGAAUUUGGAUUCAUCGCAUUCGUAUUUCGUCGCUGAAGUUUGAAUUGCUAGACAACAAACCUCUUCAGGACCGGCAGGCCUCGGGUAUUGCGCUGGCUAAGCGCACCGGCCUCUUGUCCGAGAACGAGCGGAAAUCGCUCGAAAACGUCAUUCGCAAGCUGACGACGACCCGCAGGUCUAUCCUGGAGGGCAUGACCUACUGCCUGGAUUUGCUCACGCAGAAUGCCAACGAGGCGGUGUCCAACGAGGUUGUCGAUUGUCUUGUCGAGGCGCUUACCAUAAGGGAGACCACCUGGGGGAACAAGCUGGCGAGACUCUACCUGGUGAACGACUUGCUUCACAACAGCAGCUCCCAGGUCCUGAAGUCCAGCUGGAUGUUUCGCCGAGAACUGGAAAAGGUUCUCCCCUCGAUCUUCGAGCACCUGGGCACCUGCCUGGACGAGCUGGAUCACAUUGCGGAACACGGGACUUCAAACGACAAAACCGAUGAUCCCUUCGACAUGACGGAGGUGCCGCUCAACUCCGCCCGCGACAAGCCGAGAGCGAAGGUGACGGUCUUGUUGAACGCCUGGGAGCCCAUCUUCGGCCGCGGCUACAUGCGCGGCCUGGAAUGCUCGGUGUUCACAAAUAGGGUCAGACCCUACAAGGAGCGCGCGCACGACUCGUGUUACGACGGGAUGGGGUGAGAUUUUGCGUUUUUGCUUUGCUAUUGCUAUUAACUCAACACCCCAGCAAAUAUGCAGAUACACAAAUUCAGCAACAGUCCUUAGGAAUGAAUCAAUCUUAUACAUUCAUCAACUCACCAACCCGUCCACAUAUAGGUUUCCAACCUGGCUCCAGCAGAGGCUCCGUGACUGGGAGAGUCAGCACUUCAGCACGCUGGAGAAAGUGUGCCGAUCGAAAGGGCUCCCAUGGAUAACAAGCGGGCUGACUGAGGCCUAUCCCGGAGAGGGACUGGAAAGAACUAGACAGGCCUGGUUGCUUGAUAGGCUGGUAAGAAGUGCUUUUCUACUAAGUGUGGUUGGCGUUGAAACUCUUAUGGGACAUCCGAUAGUGUAUUUUUUUGAUGGCUAGACUGCAACGGCAUACAUGCGAUGCUUCACGCUCAUUUUCAUCUCGUACUGGACUUUGCCAUGUAUAUGUAUGACUUCAGGUAAACUACGAGCUGUACUGGGCGAAGAACGGCGGCAGUGUCGAUGACGUUAGCAGCCGCGCAAAUGCCAUGUCUCCGGAGGGCGAAAAGAUCGAUCGUGAAAACUGGGACCCGGAGCUCGACGGCCGACCUCUGGAUGACCUGUUUGACCUGCCGAGCUGGCAGGAUCUGGAUGACUGGAACUGGAUCGAGAUGACAAUAAGGGAAGUCAACGCGCAGGACGGCUUCGGAGGACACCAAAUGGAGUCCUUCUCCCGCGAUGGUGCACAUGUCCUCACUUCUUCAAGAAGUAACAAGCGGGACAGGCAUCAUUCUGGCGCUAGCACCACUGCCUCGGGCUACAACAGCGAAGAGAGCACGCAGGGCUGGCAGGAGGUCUCCGCCGAUGGCGGCGUGCAGCAAUCCAUGCUCCAAAGACUAAGCAACCAGAGAAGCCAGGACGCGCAGCUGGAGCGCGCACUGGCAACCUUCGACGAAGAUCUUGGAGAGGUACUUACUGGAUUUCUUUGCAACUACUUUCGUGGUAGUACCCUACUUUUAUGCUUUUCAUCCAUACUGUUUCUUUUCGCUCUGAUUUUUGAAGAAGAUGCCAACCGCCCCAAUUUUUUCCUAUAUUUUCCUAAAAACAGUCAAACGCGCUCGCGGAGUUUUUGGACGGCGCGCCGAUGGCGGACGGCGAGCGCGACAAGUGGGACGAAGAUUCGGAUUCCGAGAACGAGAGCAGCUCCCGCGCCAUCCACCACCAAGGUCACGCCGCGCAGAACGCCCACGAGGUCAGCAUGAUGAGCGCGAAGUUGGACCACAAGGCCCGGCGCGAAGUGGAGCUCGAGGUGCAGACCUACAGAGAAGAUUUGGAAGACAAGGAAGAAACGCACAUCGAGCAAAAAGUAGACGCGCGAAGACGAGAACUCAUCCUCGAAGCGCUGCAAAGGCAGAGAGCCGCCUCGUCUGUGAUGGCCAUGCUGGAUCAAGACAGCUCGUCGAACGGCCGGGGAACCUCCCGGUCAAGACGAAAAGCGGCAAAGAGCAACGGGAAUAGUGUGAGUGAAAGGACGAGCAAGAGCGACCACGAAAGAGGAAGGAAGAAAAAGCGAAAAGAAGAUGGCAGAAAAAGACGGGCAGCCAGCGACAGCGAUAGCAACGCCUCAAGGUCACGCUCCCCAUCACCACAACAAACCUCGAAGAAGAAAAAGAAAAAACAGCGACACUAAACUUUUGAUCUUUUGACGACACAAGUCUAUUUUCACGACAUGAUCAUGACGACACGACAACGCGACCUUUCUUACAUUACACUUAGGCCCUGGUGGUCUUCGUCUCCGUUUGUUUCCAGGUGAAGAAAGAGAAACGAAGGAAAGAUAGUGUGACGAAAUGC